GCAUUGCAAGUGAUCCAGCGACGCGCCCCGUACGGAUGGAAUCGGCGGAGCAGCUGCCGGACGCCGGCGAGCUGGUGCCGCGCUUCUUGCGAGAUGGCGGCAGCCUCAUCAGGCGAGUUUUUCGGGGUGAACAGAUCCUCCUUGCCUGCGAUUGAAGAGAUCCAGAUGAGCCAGCUGGGUGGGUUCAGCCACUUGAGUGUGACCCAGGAGUCAGCCCAGGAUCAGAGUACCCUGCAGAGUACCCUGCACAGUACGCUGCCCGCGUUUCGCCGCAGCACGGGCGAGGCCGCCUCCUCCGUGUUCCCAAUGUCCCAGCAGCGAGCGUCCAUGCUGCCAACGUCCUAUCUUCCAGGCUCAAAGGGGGCCUCGACUACCUCGCUGACCCCCAGCUGCUUCAGCCUGGUGCUGGUCUUUGCGCUCCGGGACGUGAGGCUUUGGAUGCCGCUCCUAGUGGUGAUCCCCAUCUCCGUGGCUCAGUUCGCGGUUCUGUACAUCAUUUCCUUCAAAUCGCCGCAGUACAUGUUCGCGAACGGGCACUGGCUGGUGCCCCACUCCAGUGCCAACUCCUUGAAUGCCAUGAAGCUCUUUGCGACCGUGCUGAUGCUGGGCCAGCUGGCCGAGGAGUUCCGCGAGAUCGGGGAGUCCAUGAGCGUGCUGCGGUCCAGUCGCCUGCAGCGGGCCUCCAGGAAACGUCUGGCCACCUGCUGGAUCGUCAUCUCCCUGCAGUACGUGCUGGCUUUGUCGGUGCUGGUGGCAGCGGAGCAUUUGAUCCUGAGCCGGGAGAACCCCAUCGAGCCUUUGUGGAUCACCUACUACGUGUUCAUGACCCUGAACUUCGACAACAUGCUUGUGAACUUUUGGCUCUACGUGCAGAACAUGGAGCGCACCAGGACUUGGAGGGUAGAGCUGGAGAAAGCAACUGCCAAGCCCCAGGAGCGCCGCAGGUGUGACUGGCAGCGGCUCUUCGUGCUGUGGUUGCCCUUCCUGCUGUCCGUGAUGCUGACGGUGUGCUGCCGUGUGUGGAAUGUGCUGCCUAUGACUUUCCUGUGCUAUGGCUACGUGACCAACGAACAGCCAGUCGCCAUGCUGUCGAACCUCAAUCUCCCUGGCGGUUGCUGCUCUGCAGUGGCGCAGAUCAAUAAGAGCCAGCCCUCGGGCAACGUCAUCAGCGUAAGCGUCCCUUGCCUGGCGCGGGACGCCCCCGAGGACGACCUCGGGGGCAAGCUGCGGCCAAUCGUGUAUUGGGUGGCCUGGCCAGGCCGCCGCGUCGCGCCCAGCAGCCUGCAGGUCCGCGAGGGCCGGGGCGGCGACGGCUCCAGGGCCCUGCUGGCAGGCUCCGUGGUGGCCAAGCCGCUGGAGCUGGUGCCCUGGAUGCAGAGCCACGACUACAAGGGCUCGCAGAUCCGGAAAGUCUUCGAAGAACUCACGGACGAGGAGGACGGCCUGGGGAUGUACCGCUUCACCUUUCCCUUUGUGGCGGAGUUCCAGGCGCAGCCAUGGCCCUGGACGGAGGAGGCCAAGAUCUACGCGGUGGCGCAGAACGUGCGGACAGGCGCGCUCAGUGCGCUGCCAGCGCCAUCCAAUGUGCUGCACAGCAAGCUCUGCCCCCCGCACUGCGAGCAGUGUAACCGCCAGGGCAAGUGCCGAAAGUGCCAGGCCGGGUCCGUGAUCCACGGCGACAGCUGCCUCGUGUGCGCAGAAGGCUGCAGCAAGUGCGUGGCGGAGCAGAAGACCUGCCUCGAGUGCGAGGCGGGCUUCGGUCUGGUCACCACCCUGGCCUUCGCCCAGUGCAUGCCCUGCGACAGCCAACACUGCCAGCAAUGCGACGGCAAGCUCGAGGUUCAUCCCCCGCACUCCCGGUUUGGAUUGGUCUCUUUGCCCUGCAAGUUGUGCAUCCCCGGGUGGGGUCUGGAUGUGAACGGCACUUGCGAGCAGUGCGAGGCCCCCCACUGCCUGAGCUGCAUGGGGGCCUGGAACUGCACCGAGUGUGAGGAGGGCUUCGUGCGGGUGCAGGAGGAGGAUGACGGGGGCAGCUGGAGCUGCCAGAGCUGCGGGCCAGCGUGCCAUUCCUGCAGCAAAAUCGACGCAUGCGACGUGUGCCAGGCGGGUUUCACGCAGCAGAGCGGGGUCUGCAAGCCCUGUGGCUCGUUCUGCAACAAGUGCGACAAAGCCGGCGCCAACGGCUGUGACGAGGGCGGCUGCGCCCCCGGCUAUGGUCUGCAGAGGUUGAGAAUCUUCAGCGACAGCUGUCAGCCCUGCCUGGCUCCCAACUGCGAGACCUGUGCCAAGAAGCGCGAUAUCUGUGAGCUAUGUAAGAAGGACUUUGGGCUGACCUCUGCGGGUCGCUGCGCGGUGUGCGGCCAGGGCUGCAAGAGCUGCAAGAUGGCCGGGAAGUGCGACGAGUGUGACGAUGGCUUCAUCCUCCAGGACCAGCGGUGUUUGGCGUGCUCGGACCGCUGCCUCCGAUGUUCCGCCCCCGGGAAGUGCGACGAGGGCGGCUGCGAGAAGGGCUGGACGGCUGUGGCGGCACCCUGGACUGAGGGCUUUGUCUGCCGGCCCUGCUCGGACCCACAGUGCCCCAGCUGUGACCUGCGUGGCCCUGGCCACUGCGACAUGGAGGAGGUGCCAGUCGGCGGAGCUGGUGGCCCAUCGUUUGAACUCAUGCAAAGGGCGUGAGGACA
Effrenium voratum is the source of this 2681-nucleotide messenger RNA. Lineage: Eukaryota; Dinophyceae; Suessiales; Symbiodiniaceae. The record is from the annotation of a GenBank genome assembly.